ACUGGAUUUUUUGUAGGGAUCGCUGAAACACUCAACACUUUAAAACUGACCUGGAAAACUGACACCCCUGUCUGGGUCCCACAGUGGCCCCUAAUAGAUAAUAAGCAGAGUGUCCUUAAAAACCUAGUGGCUGAACAACUGCAAAAAGGCCACAUCAAACCCACCAACAGCCCCUGGAGUGCCCCUAUAUUCAUAAUCCACAAGAAAACUUCAGGCACCUGGCGAUUGUUACAUGAUCUCAGAAAAAUUAACGCAGUGAUUGAGAACAUGGGCCCUCUACAACCUGGCCUGCCCAACCUUUCCAUGAUCCCAAGGAACUGGCCACAUGCUAUUAUCGAUUUAAAGGACUGUUUCUUUAACAUUCCGCUGCAUCCUGAUGAUGCACCUCGUUUUGCUUUCUCUGUUCCAAGCACAAACUUGCAGGAGCCACUUCAAAGGUACCAUUGGCUUGUCUUACCGCAAGGCAUGAAGAAUUCACCAACCAUCUGCCAAUAUUUUGUAGUGCGUGCCUUAUCUCCAGUCUAUGAACAAUUCCCACAAUCAGUCAUUCUUCACUACAUGGACGAUUUACUCAUAGCAGCGCCAACACAGGAACAAAUGGAAAAAACUCAAGAUGGUGGUGUUGUUGAAAUCAAAAAGGCUGGACUGGUGGUAUCUGAAUCAAAAAUACAAGAGAUUGCUCCCUGGAAAUACUUGGGUUGGAAACUAACAGAACAAUCUAUUAUGCCUCAGAAAAUACAAGUCCAAACAGAUGUUCACACUUUACAAGAUUUACAACAGCUUUUGGGCGAAAUUAACUGGGUCAGGCCUGUGUUGGGAAUCACUGCUGAUGAGCUUGCUCCACUUUUCAAUCUGUUGAGAGGGGACAAUGACAUUAGAUUCCCUAGGUCUCUCACUCCCGAGGCUUAUACAGCCUUAGAAAAAAUUACUGAUGCCCUGCAGACCAGGCAGGCACAUCACUGUAUCCCAGAUAAACCCUUUUUUCUUGCAGUUUUAGGAAAAGAGCUGAGACUAUGUGGUCUAAUUUUUCAAUGGGACCCCUCUCAAAAAGAUCUAUUACUAAUAAUUGAAUGGGUUUUCAUUUCUUACAGGUUGCCAAAGACAAUCCUCACACCUUUAGAAAUUAUGUCUCAAAUCAUCAUCAAGGGCAGAGCAAGGCUUCUUUCAAUAGCAGGCUGCGAAUUCGCAAUUAUCUAUUUGCCCAUGCAGAAAACUUAUUUUGAGUGGCCAAUGUAG
Messenger RNA from Sturnus vulgaris (Common starling), 1236 nucleotides. The record is from RefSeq and is a predicted model, not a curated record. NCBI's taxonomy places the organism in Eukaryota, Metazoa, Chordata, Aves, Passeriformes, Sturnidae.